Sardina pilchardus (European sardine) is the source of this 3139-nucleotide messenger RNA. RefSeq names its product carbohydrate sulfotransferase 3-like. Gene Ontology annotation, biological process: carbohydrate metabolic process; N-acetylglucosamine metabolic process. Bases 518 to 1894 code for a protein of 458 amino acids. Gene Ontology annotation, cellular component: trans-Golgi network; Golgi membrane. NCBI's taxonomy places the organism in Eukaryota, Metazoa, Chordata, Actinopteri, Clupeiformes, Clupeidae. The record is from RefSeq and is a predicted model, not a curated record. The transcript has 3 exons. Gene Ontology annotation, molecular function: N-acetylglucosamine 6-O-sulfotransferase activity; chondroitin 6-sulfotransferase activity.
AUAAUUGAAUUCUAAGUUUUUCUGGGGAUAUUUUUCCUGCUUCACAACAGCGUGAUGAAAAUUAAGAAUAUAAUUUUACCUAUUCGCAAUCAGUCCUUUCUAACUUUAACUCGGACAUCCCUGUGAAGCCUGUAGUGUUGGGCUAUAUAUCUUGUUUGUAUUGGUUAAGGCUAUUAUAUGGACAACGUUGCGUCCUUUGUUGUUUGCGCUCAAGAAGACUGUAAGCUUAUUAUCGGUAAAAAGUAAUGGCAGAUCCUGUUAGUUAGAAUAUACACAAUGGUUUAGCAGUCGUAGUAGAAACUUUGGGAUAAUCAGAAGUGCAGCAAGCGUGCUUUUUCCCUAUUUGCUGCUUUAGACCAUGCAGGAUGCGUCGGGACCUGCUGUAAGCCAUCGAGCGAUGCGACUACCAAUGAUUGAGGCAUUUGUGAUGGGUAGAAGGAUGACCCAGUGAACCCCUGGAACAGUCAGGCCACUGCAGAGUCUGGCUGUUUCAGUGCUCAUCUGCUCCCCUGGUGGCAUGUGGAAACGUAUCCAAGUGUGUCCGAGAAUGAGGAUCAAAUACACCAUAUUUUUUGUGUUUGUUGUGGCCCUCGUCAUCAUCGAGAAGGAGAACAACAUCAUAUCCCGUCGUAACAUUCUCGUCUGUGUGUUCCGUAGGGUAUCGGACAAGCUCACCCCCCGCCAGACCCCCCAGACUCCCCUUCAGGCCAGCGUCGUCGCCUCGGCGGGAGCGUCGCCGCGCAAUGAGUCCCGGCUCCCGCUCCCCGGCCUGGACCCCGGCCUGCCCCGGCACAUGAAGCGGCGCCUGGAGAACUUCACGGAGCAGGCGGAGCCCGAGCGCCUCCCGUCGUGGGGCAGGAAGCACAUCCUGCUGCUGGCCACCACGCGCACGGGCUCCUCCUUCGUGGGCGAGUUCUUCAACCAGCAGGGCGGCAACAUGUUCUACCUGUUCGAGCCGCUGUGGCACGUGGAGCGGGCGCUCACCCUGGAGACGGGCGGCACCAACGCCACGGCGGCGGCGCCCGCCUACCGCGACGUGCUCCAGGGGCUGUUCCUGUGCGACUUCACGCCGCUGGAGGGCUUCAUCGACCCGCCGCCGGUCGACCACGUCACGCCGGCGCUCUUCCGCCGCGAGUCCAGCAGCUCGCUGUGCGACGAGCCCGUGUGCGGGCCGGUGGCCAAGGGCGUGUUCGAGCGCUACCGCUGCCGAACGCGCCGCUGCGGCCCGCUCAACCUCACCGCCGCGUCCGAGUCGUGCCGGCGGAAGGAGCACCGCGCCAUCAAGUCGGUGCGCGUCCGGCAGCUGGAGACGCUGCGGCCGCUCGCCGAGGACCCGCGGCUGGACGUCAAGUUCAUCCAGCUGGUGCGCGACCCGCGCGCCGUGCUCGCCUCGCGGAUGGUGGCGUUCGCCGCCAAGUACAAGAACUGGAAGCGCUGGGCGGUGGACGGCGAGGUGCCCGCCGACGACGACGAGGUCCGCAAGCUGAAGGGCAACUGCGACAACAUCCGCCUCUCCGCCGAGGUGGGCCUGAAGCAGCCGGAGUGGCUGCGCGACCGCUACAUGCUAGUGCGCUACGAGGACAUCGCGCGCUUCCCCAUGCGGAAGGCCACCGAGAUGUACCAGUUCGCCGGCAUCCCGUUCACGUCCAAAGUCAAAGAGUGGAUACUGAAGAACACUCAGGCGUCCAAGGAGGUCAGCGGGGUGUACUCCACCCAGAAGAAUUCCUCGGAGCAGGUGGAGAAAUGGAGAUUUAGCAUACCGUUCAAACUAGCCCAGGUUGUGCAGAAGGUCUGUGGGCCCACCAUGAAACUGUUUGGGUAUAAAUUUGCUGAGAGCAAAGAGAUGCUAAUGGACAAGUCCAUCAGUUUAAUCGCGGAAAAGAAUUUCUCAUAAAACACAACCUUUUUUUUUAUUUUUCUUCAAGGAGUUGAAGCUAUCCUAGCUGAGGUUAUUUAACAAUUGUUUGGUAUUUAUUGAGAGCAACACAUGCUUGAUGCAGUGUUGUGUAUAACAUAUCUGAAAACUGUAAGGAGGUAGAUUUUGGGAUAUGGUUUGAUGUUUUUUGUAUUGUUUUAUCAAGUAACUGUGUCUGAAGAAUAAUUGCUGAAAUUAGAAUCGCUGAACACAAGAGUACUGGGUAUUUGGUAUUUUAAGAAAGAGGGAAACAUAACUUUAUUUAAGUGAUAUUUUUGUUACAGAGUAGUCUAAGGAUAUUGAUAUUGACUAUGUGGCUUGUGGUGACUGGUAUCUUUCAGUGAUCUCAUUAUCAUAUCAGAAAAACAAAGAACAAAGCGGUGCAUAUAUCUUUUUUGGAUAUGAGCAUUCGAGGGCCAAAGUGUUCUUAAGUGACGUGGAGAUUCGGUGGAGACAAGCUGCUUUUAGGCCGAAAGCAACGUGCAAAAGUGCAACCUUUAUACAAAAGUGCCAUUUUUUUCAAAGAUGAAUAAGGGAUAUCAGGAUUUAUCCUUCCAUCUUGCCAUAUAUGUCGGGAGUUGCCUUGCCGCUGUUUGACACUUACACACAGACAUGAAUUCUCUCUCUCUCUCUCUCUCUCUCUCUCUCUCUCUCUCUAUCUCUCUCACUCUCUCUCUCACACACACACAAAAUCACAAGCACGCUUAAACACACAGCUUGACCAACACUAAGGAAUGGUUAAUGUGUAGUUCAUUGAAAACACUCCUUUAGGACAGAGAUGUGUGUGUGUGUGUGUGUGUGUGUGUGUGUGUUUAUGUGUGUGUGUGUGUUUGUGUGUGUGUGUUCUACGACUGAGGUGGCUGGUGAGAGCCGCAGGUCCAUAUGGGGGUCUCUCCUCCCCUGUAACAACAGAUGUUUACAACUCCACCGAGUGCUCCUCUGACAUUCUUUCUGCAGCUGGCUUGCAGAAGCGUGUGACAUUUAUCUCCUGUUUGUCCCUGUUGACAGAUGUCUCCUGGCAAACGAUUAGAAGAGACUGGAGACUGUUUCUCUCUUGCCUUUCUUGUUCGUCUGCAGUGUAGCGCUACUGUUUCUCUUCUCUACAUACAUCAAUUUACACAUUCUGCCUUCAUUUUUUUUCUUUUUUUUUUUUUCUUUUAUGAGGUCACAGUUUUGACGCAUCUGGAUUUCAUUGCUUAUGAAAUUAAAUAUUGCUGAUGUCUA